This is a messenger RNA of Condylostylus longicornis, 3356 nucleotides long. RefSeq names its product fork head domain transcription factor slp2 (gene slp2). Gene Ontology annotation, molecular function: sequence-specific double-stranded DNA binding; DNA-binding transcription factor activity. Gene Ontology annotation, biological process: regulation of transcription by RNA polymerase II. Gene Ontology annotation, cellular component: nucleus. The record is from RefSeq and is a predicted model, not a curated record. NCBI's taxonomy places the organism in Eukaryota, Metazoa, Arthropoda, Insecta, Diptera, Dolichopodidae. The coding region runs from base 631 to 2208 and encodes 525 amino acids. The transcript has a single exon.
UUUCUUUAAAGAAAAAGAACUUACCGCCGACUAAAUAGGAAAAUACAAAAAAAAAAAAAAAGAAUAAGAUACACACAUAGUACAGAGUGAUUUAAAAAGUUUUAAUACUUUUGUUGUAGUUUAUAAGAAAAUAAUUUAAAAUAUUUGUAAAUUAUUUUGGAAAAUAUGAAAUAAUUGUUUGAAAUAUUUGCACAAUAUAAUUAAAAGAAAUUAAUUUAUGAAGAAAUAUGAAAAAAAAAUAAUGUAAAAAUAUAUCAUUAAUAAUUUCGAAGUGUUUAUUAAAACAGUGAACAAAUCUAUUAUUUCAAAUCAAAGCAAAUUAUGGAAAAAUAUAUUGUAUAAUUGAAUUGCUAAAAGAGAAUGACAAGGAUAAAUAUUGGUUUAAGUUUAACAUGUAAUCGAACAACUGAAUGAACAGCCAAAUGAUUUUAAGAAAUAUUUUUUCGAGUUGCAUAUUUAUGUAACAAAAUUCCGUUCGCUGAAUAUUUUAAAUAUAAUUUUUGAAAUGUGAUUAAAAAUCGACAAAAAUACUCUCACAUGUUUUUAGAAUCUAAUAAUAAAAGAAAUAAAGAAAUUCUAUUUAAGUGAAAACUGGUUGAUCUAAGUGAAGAAAAGAGAAGAUCAAUCAUUAUGAAAAUUGAACCUAGUGAAAUAGCAACAUUACAUCAAUUUCCAACUCAUCAUCAUCAUAAUUUGCAUCACCUUCAUAAUAAUCAUCAUACAACGUUACAAAGUAAUAGCAGUAAUAGUAAUAAUCAUCAUCAUUCCCAUCAUAAUCCUCAUAGUCAACACUAUCAAAUAAAUAAAAACGUAUCGUCAAACAAUAAUCAAAAUUCGUUAUCAAUACCGGCCACAUCAUCGUCUUCGGUAGCGGUGGCUGCAGCAGCAGCAGCAGCCUCAAUAUUUAAUAUGGCUAAAACGCCAAUGCUGCGAUCAAAUUUUUCAAUAAAUGCUAUUCUUCCGGAAACUAUAGAGGACGAAAACCAGCAUCGCCACAUUAAUAAUCGUCGACAUGGAUCAGCAUCAUUACAUUCACCAUCACCGGAAGCACCAGAGUCAUGUAAUUCACCUAUGAGCAGCACCGGUGAUUUAGGACAUGAAGAGAUCUCAGAAAUUGAGUCUGAUUUAGAUGUUACAAGUACAUCACCUCCACCACCAUCUGACGAUAUUAGCGAAACAAAUAACUGUGAUGAUUUGAAAGAUGCUGAUGAUAAUGAAGAUGGUGAUGAAAAAGGUAAUGAUGAAAAUGGUGAAAAUGAUGAAAAAACUACUGAUAAGAAGGGUAAUGAAAAACCCCCAUACAGUUAUAACGCUUUGAUCAUGAUGGCGAUACGGCAAAGCCCAGAGAAGCGUCUCACUUUAAAUGGAAUUUAUGAGUACAUUAUGAAAAAUUUCCCUUAUUAUCGAGAUAAUAAACAAGGAUGGCAAAAUUCAAUCCGACAUAAUUUAAGCUUAAAUAAAUGUUUUGUUAAAGUUCCUCGACAUUAUGAUGAUCCUGGAAAAGGUAAUUAUUGGAUGUUGGAUCCAUCUGCAGAAGAUGUAUUUAUUGGUGGUUCAACUGGUAAACUUCGACGAAGGACGACAGCGGCAUCUAGAUCAAGAUUAGCGGCUUUUAAACGCUCAUUAAUAGGUCCUAUGUUUCCCGGCUUAGGAUACCCUCAAUUGAGUAAUUUUUUAUAUCCCCCAGGUGGUCCACCUGGGUCUGCACCAUCAUUGUUAGCUAGUAUGUAUAGCCGAUAUAAUCCAUUUGCCCCAAAACCAUCUCCAUUGCAAUUAGGUUUACCGUUCACAUCCGCAGCCGGCGCAAUAGGUGGGCCAGGAAUGGGCGUUGCACCCUCAGCAACACAUCCAGCGUUUAGUGCUGCGGCUGGAAUGGAACGAUUAUUAGCAGCUACUGCUCCAUCAACACAUUCAUCACCUUCAGCUGAACUAUACCAAAGAUUACAGUAUCAACAAUUAUUACAACAGCAUGCUGCAGCUGCUGCAGUUGUAGCACAUCAGCAAAGGCAACAACAACAACAUCAACAACAGCAACAACAUGUUUUAACACAUUUAACUCAAUCAAGCCCAAACUCAAGUAAUAUUAAUAAUAGUUUGGAAAAUCCUUUAGCAGCAGCAGCGGCUGCAGCUGUAGCCGCAGCACAAUCAACAACUUCAUCACCUAAUUCAAUAUUUAAGCCAGUUACAGUUGUUUCAAGAAAUAGUUGAGAAAUAAUCCCAGCAUAUGCUUAACAAAAAGCAUAUGAAUUGAGUAGUUUUUAAAAUUAAAAUUUUGUAUGUAUACAAUAGAAUAAUGCGCUUAUAUGAGGAUUAAAAUAUUUAAAUACAAGCAGAUUUUUUGUAUAUAUAGAAAAAAUGCACAAAAGGCCGUCCUAAUAAGAAUUUUAAGAAAUCGGUAUGUACUUCAGCAUGAUUUUUUGCUUAUAUUGUUGUUUUAAUUGUACUGAGGUGGGAUGUGUUUAAAAGAAAAAGCGCAUGGUAAAACUGUUAAGCUUUGAUUAAAAAUACUAGCUUAAUAAUAGAAUAAUCUUUUUUUUAUUUUAAAAUCUACAUAAAAAUUAAAUAUUAACCCAAUAUACUAUACUUAGCAAAAGCUUUAAACUAUAAUUGCUUUGAAUCAUACAAUGUAAUUAAGGUAAUCAACUUAAUUUUGUUGUUACAAUCAGUUAAGAGUUAAUUUUAGAAACUAAUUAUUUUUAAUUAUUCACAAUUUUCCAAGUUUCUUCAAUUAAAACGUUAAUCUAACGACGCAUUGCUUUUAAUGGUUUUGUAAAAUUGUGAGUAUGCUUUAAUAUAAACUAAAAUGUUUCUGAAAUUUUGCUCAAACGUUUUUCUGAGUUUUGUUUUGUGAUUGAUAUUUAAGAAGUUUUGUAAAAAUCGUAAGAAUUUUCACACAAAUCAAAGAUUGCGUUUUACCAAAUAUAAAAAUUUUUGUCAGGAAUUCGAAUACGAACAUCAACUUCUUCCACAUCCUUCUCUUUAGCUUGUAAAUUGAUUUAUUAAAAAAAAAACAUUAUAUCGGUUUCAUAAACACGUAGACAACUUAUUGCAAUCCUGUUCUGUAAAAAUAUUGAGCUUAGCUUGUCUACUUGAUGAUCUUAAUGACACGCAUAGUUUUAGUUACAACUCUGAGUAAACACAUAAUCAACUGUAAUUUUCGCUUUAUAUUGUAAUCUUAACGAAAUUUAAUUUUAAAAAUAAUUCACUGUUAUUUAGAAGAUCGAAAUAUCAAUAUUUUUAAAUGUAAAUAAUUUUAUAAAAAUAGGUCCACUGUACAUUUAUGUAUGUAUGUAUUAUUAUUUUAAUUUUGUAAAUAUUAUAUAGUUUAAGUUUUAAAUUAUUUAAUUUCUAUUGAA